Zerene cesonia (dogface butterfly) is the source of this 1232-nucleotide messenger RNA. RefSeq names its product melanization protease 1-like. Bases 159 to 1211 code for a protein of 350 amino acids. The transcript has 7 exons. Gene Ontology annotation, biological process: proteolysis. Lineage: Eukaryota; Metazoa; Arthropoda; Insecta; Lepidoptera; Pieridae. Gene Ontology annotation, molecular function: serine-type endopeptidase activity. The record is from RefSeq and is a predicted model, not a curated record.
AGAUAAAAUAAGUCGGUUCUCACAAUUGUGGCCCUGAGAAUGCAGAUACGUCUAAAGGUCAUCAAGGAUAAAACAACAGUUCAUUCGCAAUGUUCGCGGAGUUAUCACACCCGUGUUUUUAGUAACAUAGCUUUUAAUCCGUGUUUGAAUACACCAUAAUGAAAUACAUCGUGAUAUUUGGAUUGCUUGCUUCUCCUGCAAUACAUUGUAAAAUUUGCAGUGACUGCAAACCGUAUACGUCAUGUCCAGCGUCUUUCAGUGUAGUCCCAGAACUUGAUGACAUAUCACCAAAAGAAUUUAAAGAAAAGUAUUGCGGUGUGGAAUACAUUAAUGGUAAUAGGAUUCCCAAAGUAUGCUGCUCCGAAGUGACCACGAAAAAUUUGGACACGCAUCCCAACAUAGAUUUGUUGCCGACAAGCUGCGGAUAUAUUGACAACUACCCGACAUCCAGCCGAGUGGUGAAUCUAUAUGAGUUUCCAUGGAUAGCUCUCUUGAGUUCUUCGACCAGAAAACUUGCAUGCGAUGCAAUUGUUAUAAACAAAAAAUACGUGUUAACUACAGCGUUCUGCGCCGAAAAACUGAUUCCAACUUAUGUGCAAUUUGGGGAUUAUAAUCCAAAAAGCGAAACUGAUUGCAUGCCCGGUGCUAGUAAUAUUUGCGAAAAUUUCAUUCAGAAUCUUACAAUCCAGGAACUAAUUCCCCAUCCAGAAAAAGUAUUAGCUCUGCCAAACAUUAAACAUAAUAUCGCUCUUAUACGUGUUAACGAUGAAAUCGACUUCACUCACAGAAAUAUAGCGCCUAUUUGUUUACCGAUAUCUGAACAUAUCCGAAGUGCUAAUAAAAUAAACAAGACGGGCAUCGUAGCUGGUUGGCUCCUUAACGAUACUAACAGACGUGAAUUCUCAACAUAUUUGAAAAUACCCGCCUAUAUAGAUGAACCUCAAAAGUGCAUACGAGAUCUGGAAAUUAAGGUUGACUCAGAAGCUUCGUUUGAAAAUGCUUUCUGUGGCACCUUGUCGUCUGAGGAUAAACUGGAAUGCAAUGCUGUUAAUGGUGACCCCUUUAUGUCUAUUGAUAAGGUCAAUAAUGUGAACCGAUAUGUUUUAUAUGGAAUAUACUCACAUGGAUUAAGAAGAUGCCUAAAAAACUCCGACAUAUAUGUGGAUAUAACAAAGCACAUGGAAUGGAUUUUGGAUAAUAUAAGACCUUAAAAUAAAUGCUUUGACGAAGUC